CUGAAUGCGACACAGGGCCCAAUUGAACUCACAUGUACAUCCACUGUGUGCAUGUCUGAGGUGAGGCAGUUUGGACGUUCGGGUGCAGAUUUGAUUUGAUUUGUCUGAUAAAUCACACAGUUUAUUCAGUAUGAGCUCCCAGAUUACUUGUGUCGGGUGGGUCAGGCGAGGCGUUGCCAAGGAAACCCCGGACAAAGUUGAGUUGAGCCAAGAGGAGCUUCAGCGCAUCAUUACUGAGGCAAAAGAGGAGUUGGGGGAACUAGCAGCAGAUGAUGAAGAAGAGGAUGAUGAGGGUAUGGCUCCAGUACAGAAUCUGAGUAACGUUAAAGCUGAUGUUGCUGAUGUUCCAAAGGACGAGAAUGAAGAAGGAAAGGAGGAAGAUGAUGAUCUGGCAGAGUACGGCCUGGAUAAAUAUGAUGAAGAAGAUACAGUGACCGCUAAUCUCGGGGACAGUCUGGCUGGGCUCACAGUGUUCAGCACUAAUGAGGAGGAUCCUUACAUCACCCUCAAAGAUACAGACCAGUAUGAGCGAGAAGACUUCCAAAUCAAGGCCAGUGAUAAUCUGAUCCUGGCAGGCAGAGCAGAGAAGGACUGCUGCAACUUGGAGAUCUAUGUUUAUAACUCAGAGGAGAACUCUCUGUAUGUUCAUCAUGAUAUUCUGCUGCCGGCUUACCCACUGUGUGUGGAGUGGCUAAACUUUGACCCGAACCCCGGUGAAGGACCAGCCAACUACGCCGCGGUGGGCAAUAUGACUCCUCAAAUAGACGUGUGGGACCUGGAUGUGGUGGACUGUUUAGAGCCAGCCUUCUCCCUGGGGAGCAAAAAGGCCUCAAAGAAGAAAAAGAAGAGCAAGAAGGGGGCAGCAGCAGCAGAGCCUGUCGAGGGGCACGCAGAUGCAGUGCUGGAUUUGUCCUGGAACAAGCUGGUCAAGAAUGUGUUGGCCAGUGGAUCAGCAGAUGACACUGUUAUCUUGUGGGAUCUAACUCAAGGCAAACCAGCCACAACUCUGCGCAGACACACUGAUAAGGUUCAGACAAUAGCAUUCCACCCAUUUGAGGCACAGACUCUGAUAUCAGGAUCAUAUGACAAGACAGCUGUCCUAUACGACUGCCGUAAUCCAGACAACAGCAAUCGGACCUGGAGGUUUAGUGGUCAAGUGGAGCGUCUGGUCUGGAACCACUUUUCACCCUGCAACUUCCUGGCCAGCACAGAAGAUGGUUUUGUCUACUGUCUGGACGCACGCUCAGAUAAACCUGUUUUCACACUGAGGGCACAAGAUGAAGAAGUGUCAGGUUUGGAGUUGAGCAGCCAGAUUAAAGGAUGCCUGGUCACCUCAUCGUCUGACAAACACGUUAAAAUUUGGGACGUUUCGGGCAACAAACCCAAUCUGGUUCACUCUCGUGAUAUGAAAAUGGGAGUGCUGUUCUGUGCUUCAUGUUGCCCUGAUCUGCCCUUCAUCUAUGCCUUUGGGGGACAGAAGGAUGGUCUGAGGGUUUGGGAUAUAAGUGAUGUUGCAGCAGUGGCUGAGGUGUUCGGUAGUCGACAGCGCUUAGUGGUGAACACAGGAUCACAGGCAUCCAGCAGUGCGGCCACAUCAGAGAUGGACGUCUCCUAGUGACCCUUCUAAUGCAGCAACAGCCUGUAAACAAGAAUAAACUGAGCUUCCCUGGAAAGACAUCAAGCUGCUCCGCUUGUUGCUGCGUUCCUCCUGGCAGCCCCUUGUUUAAUGGGAACAGGAUUGUAUUAAAUGAGGCUGCACUCAUGAAAGACGGCCAGAGUGAAAACCGAGGCUAAAAGCUUCAAAAGACUUUGAAGAUUGUUCAGUUUCUCACUACAAAUAACAACAGUGGCUUUGCACACUCAAUGACGUGCUGAGAAAAGACCAGAAAAUGUUUCUAAUAUUCCUAUUAGUGAAUAUUUCCAGCAAUUUAUUUUUGAUUUUUAAAUGGAAGCAGUGAUUCAUAUAUUUGAAUUACUGUGUUUUUAAUUAUUUGAAACCCCCUCAGUUUUCCUUUUUUUGUACAAAUGUACAACUGUAAUACGCUAAGACUGUUUUCACAUGAAGCAUACUAGGAACUGAUUUGCCUUCUGAUAUUUCAAACAUGGGUUCCCUGGUAAUAAUAAAUAGUAAAAGAUUAAUAGAAGCUAGUGUACAGAAAUCUGGGUCCAAACAUUGACUUUUCAAAAUGCUGUGUAUUCAAUAAAUAAAUACAUUAUU
Xiphias gladius (swordfish) is the source of this 2218-nucleotide messenger RNA. It is a transcript of the gene pwp1, whose product is annotated as PWP1 homolog, endonuclein. Gene Ontology annotation, biological process: rRNA processing. Gene Ontology annotation, cellular component: nucleus. Bases 131 to 1615 code for a protein of 494 amino acids. NCBI's taxonomy places the organism in Eukaryota, Metazoa, Chordata, Actinopteri, Istiophoriformes, Xiphiidae. The transcript has 15 exons. Gene Ontology annotation, molecular function: protein binding. The record is from RefSeq and is a predicted model, not a curated record.